Molecule: messenger RNA, 2299 nt
Organism: Centropristis striata (black sea bass)
Lineage: Eukaryota; Metazoa; Chordata; Actinopteri; Perciformes; Serranidae
Product: programmed cell death protein 10-like
Exons: 8
Coding region: 451-1083 (210 amino acids)
Biological process (GO): regulation of Golgi organization; positive regulation of MAP kinase activity
Cellular component (GO): Golgi apparatus; FAR/SIP/STRIPAK complex
Molecular function (GO): protein kinase binding
Source: RefSeq, a predicted model, not a curated record
CGCAACACCGCCCACCCUACCCGGCUCUGCUUCAGCUUUGUUAGGCAGAAAACUUCCUGAGUAAGACACAAACCAAAACAAAGGGCUUAUUGGAGCAAACAACCGAAGCUACUCUCUCUCUGUUGGUGUUAUAUCUUUUAUAUUUCCGCUGUUUUAUCACCAGAUACUUAGCUCGCGAUAUAGUGCUAGUAAGCUAACGACGGAGUUGUUCACCUGCUCUAAACUGCUAAUCUCAUGUUAGCGCAUUAACGUUACCUGUGCCUAUUCAUCGUUUGUUUAUUAACAUUAUCCACCUCCUUGUAAUCUUCGUUCCUCUUCUCUUCAUUGACAACAGUUUUCUCCAAUGGUCCUCAUCUGCUCCCAUUCUGUCAGCCUCUUUAAGUGAUUGAAUGAGGUGAAACUGGCAUCAGUGGACAAGCACAUACACAAAGGGCCAUUGAUUGGUCAAGGAUGACCAUGGAAGACAUGAAGAAUGAAGCAGACACCGCCUCAGUAGUCUCUAUGGCUCUCUACACUGUGAUGUUUCCUGUUUUUAACCAGCUGGAGAAAGUCGACUUAUCAGCAGCGCAGACCUUGAGAGCAGCCGUCAUAAAGGCAGAGAAGGAGAACCCAGGCCUGACCCAGGACAUUGUUUUGAAAAUAUUGGAGAAGAAGAAAGUUAAAAUUGACUAUAAUGAGUCUCUACUUCGCAUGGCUGCAGACGAUGUGGAAGAAUUUAUGAUUGACAGGCGAGAGCCAGAGUUCCAGGAGCUGAAUGAGAGGGCCCGAGCUCUGAAACACAUCCUCAGCACCAUACCAGAUGAGAUCAAUGACAGAGUAGGCUUCCUACAGACCAUCAAGGACAUUGCCAGCGCCAUAAAGGAGCUACUAGACACAGUUAAUACAGUGUUCAGUAAAUACCAGUAUCAGAAUAGACGGGCGCUGGAACAGCAAAAGAAAGAGUUUGUGAAAUACUCCAAGAGCUUCAGCAUCACUCUCAAAACCUACUUCAGAGAUGGAAAAGUGAUAAACGUGUUUGUCAGCGCCAACCGGCUCACCCACCAAACCAACAUGAUACUGCGGGCCUUCAAGACUCUGGUGUAGCCUGAGAAGACACACACACACACACACACACACACACACACAUGCACACACACAGCUUCUUAUUAGAGAAUAGGUGAUAUGAGGCUUUGUAAUUUGUAAAGACAUUUUAUUAUUUUUGGGUUGUAUAAUUUAUAAUGCUGUGGCUUUGAGGGGAGAUCAGGUAGUUUGAGGUUCAAAGCAAAUCAGGUUGACAGUAAUUGCAGGGGAUUUUAACUCUCUUUUAUGUUGUUCUUUUAUCAGAUUCUUAAGUCGAUAUUUCUUCAUUCCUUUAUAUAUUUCCUUUUGUUCAGUAUAGUUCUGAAAAAGUCUAGCAAAAAAAGUUUUGUCAUUACACCAGUCAACAUAAUACAAAGAAGAGACUCAACAAAGAAACACAUUCCCACAUUUUUGCACUUGAACUAUAAUUUUAUUAUGUAAAACAUAAUCUUGAUCUAUACGGUGACAUCAUGUACUUGGCAGUAAUAUCCUGCCACUAUCGGCUUACAUUAUAUUCAACUUAAAUAUGUCAAGAAACCAAAGUCUGGAGAAAUGUUUUGGACUUUGAAAUGGAGACUGUGGCGGUAUCCCAAAGUCAAGGAUCCUUCCUUGGUAGGCUCCUUCCUUCAGAGUCGGGUCCUCCAGAGACGAGGCCAGAGUCCUUCCUUUCACUGGUGUAACGCACAAAUGGAACAGCCUUCCGAGUGUGCAGCUGUGCGUAAUUGCGUAAUGGUGGACGGUCCUGCUUAAAUUCAGCGAUGCAAUUUAAAAACCAGUUCACAACAUGAUCUGGCUUUGGCAUCCGCACUCAGCCACAUAUUUGUGGAAGAAGAUGCUUUAAGGUUGAAUCUCCACUAUUUAGCAAGUAAAAGCCAAAAUGUGGAUUAAACCAGGAUAUUUCACUGAUCCUGGCUGAAUUUGGUCGCUACUCAGUUUCAUAAAAGCAGCGGCGCAUAACUCACCAUUGAGAUGUGUUCUGUGAUUUAUUUAUUUUUUUAUAGUACAGUACAAUAACAGUUAUUUAUUAAUAAUAAUAAAGGAUAGUAGCGGACUGUCGAUCCCUGUUAACACAAUAAACAAAUGUAUAACUUUCUGAAUGGCAUAGCAACGUAUACUUUGCACAUAGUACAUCAUUUGACGCAUAUAUGACUUAACAAUAACUUAAGCGACUGAGACGGCAUCAAUUAACUUUAACGGCAAUGUAUCAAGAUGACGUUUAUCCUCUUUUAGCUAAAUAUAC